CGCACGUGCAAGGCAAGUUUAUACAAAGAGGAAGUCAAGGCUCGCGUCUUCGCUCGUAUGGACACGUGGCAUGCUGGUCAGACAUGUCCAACUACGUCGUUGUCGGAUUUCUGACGCUGCUUCUGCAGGUCCAGCGGUGUCAACUGCUCUAUCUCCCGCCUGAUGGUGUCCUAAAUAAUGCCGCGGUUCGAGUAACUUGCUCCGGUCAUGAACUGUUGGCCUCCAAACUCGUGGUGGCCAAACAGCUGCACCCUCUCCAGGGCUCCCUCAUCCUCAAGCCCCAAUGCGCUGGCGGCGCCAAUGCUUACAAACCAGUCAUUCCAGUCGGAAAGGUCACGAACAUCUACUAUGGGGGGGAUCCCACUUCGAGAUGCCUCUUCAAGAAGGGAACAGCUUAUACGUUGGCUAUCCAAGUUGUGGCAUUUGGGACUACAGUUGUGGGGAAAGUGACAGUCUCUUGUCCAUUAAAACUUGUGUUCUCUCAACUGAAUCGUGAUCCAUACCCACCGUACCAGUUGAAAUACAAGUCGGGCCCCAUGCCAGCCUCAAUUGUUAGUAUCAAAUGUAACUACGAUAGUUCCGUCGAUCUUACGUUCCUUCCCCAGAAGAGUAAGAAAAUAAUCUUAGUGUCCUGCCUCAAGGUCAAGUUCACCUACACCGUUGAAGCAAGUUCUGUAGCAAUGCGUGCUGUACUAGACGCCGAUCCGUUCACGAAUUGCGUGUUUCGUGACGACAUACCGUCUGUUCGAGAUGGCGCCAGUAAAUGGAAAAGAGCUGCCAAAACUAUCAAAGGUAUUGAGGUGUCCCUGUUUGAUUAUGCAACGCUGGCUAGUGAAGGGACUGGAGUGGUCGUCCCCUGUAAACCCCCGCCUCCCACGACUACCACGACUCCUGCUCCAACGACAGAGAAAUUCACAACGCAAAAAUGGACGACCCAGCAGUGGACAACAGAAGGCUUUACAACUGAGCCCACGCCCGAAGUAACAACCCCAGGGCCUACGACAACGGAAGACUUUCCCACGGAACCAUCUACCACACCAACUACAAGACCUACAACGCCCAAGGCGACCACUCCCAAACCGACUGCUCCCAAGGCAACUACUCCAAAACCAACCACGCCCAAGGCAACUACACCUAAACCAACCACUCCCAAGGCAACUACUCCAAAACCAACCACGCCCAAGGCAACUACUCCAAAACCAACCACGCCCAAGGCAACUACUCCAAAACCAACCACGCCCAAGGCAACUACUCCAAAACCAACCACGCCCAAGGCAACUACACCCAAACCAACCACACCCAAGGCAACUACCCCUAAAGCAACUACCCUAAAACCGACCACGCCCAAGGCAACUACACCUAAACCAACCACACCCAAGGCAACUACUCCAAAACCAACCACGCCCAAAGCAACUACACCUAAACCAACCACUCCCAAGGCAACUACUCCAAAACCAACCACGCCCAAGGCAACUACACCUAAACCAACCACACCCAAGGCAACUACUCCAAAACCAACCACGCCCAAGGCAACUACACCUAAACCAACCACUCCCAAGGCAACUACUCCAAAACCAACCACGCCCAAGGCAACUACUCCAAAACCAACCACGCCCAAGGCAACUACUCCAAAACCAACCACGCCUAAGGCAACUACUCCAAAACCAACCACACCCAAGGCAACUACACCAAACCCAACCACGCCCAAGGCAACUACUCCAAAAUCAACCACGCCCAAGGCAACUACUCAAAAACCAACCACGCCCAAGGCAACUACUCAAAAACCAACCACGCCCAAGGCAACUACUCCAAAACCAACCACGCCCAAGGCAACUACACCUAAACCAACCACGCCCAAGGCAACCACCCCUAAAGCAACUACACCAAAACUGACCACGCCCAAGGCUACUACUCCAAAACCAACCACGCCCAAGGCAACUACUCCAAAACCAACCACGCCCAAGGCAACUACUCUUAAACCAACCACGCCCAAGGCAACUACACCUAAACCAACCACACCCAAGGCAACCACCCCUAAAGCAACUACACCUAAACCAACCACGCCCAAACCAACCACGCCCAAGGCAACUACUCCAAAACCAACCACGCCCAAAGCAACUACUCCAAAACCAACCACGCCCAAGGCAACUACACCUAAACCAACCACACCCAAGGCAACUACACCUAAACCAACCACGCCCAAGGCAACUACUCCAAAACCAACCACGCCCAAAGCAACUACACCUAAACCAACCACGCCCAAGCCAACUACACCUAAACCAACCACACCAAAGGCAACUACCCCUAAAGCAACUACUCCAAAACCGACCACGCCUAAGGCAACUACUCCAAAACCAACCACCCCCAAGGCAACCACUCCGAAACCAACCACACCCAAGGCAACUACCCCUAAAGCAACUACUCCCAAACCGACCACGCCCAAGGCAACUACUCCAAAACCAACCACGCCCAAGGCAACUACUCCAAAACCAACCACGCCCAAGGCAACUACUCUAAAACCAACCACACCCAAGGCGACGACGCCCAAAGCAACCACACCCAAGGCAACGACGCCUAAAGCAACCACGCCCAAGGCAACUACUGAGAAACCAACUACGCCUAAAGCAACCACGCCCAAGGCAACUACGCCUAAAGCAACCACGCCCAAGGCAACUACGCCUAAAGCAACCACGCCCAAGGUAACUACACCUAAAGCAACCACGCCCAAGGCAACCGCUCCAAAACCAACCACACCCAAGGCAACUACACCUAAGGCAACCACACCCAAAGCAACUACACCUAAAGCAACCACGCCCAAGGCAACUACACCUAAAGCAACCACGCCCAAGGCAACUACACCUAAAGCAACCACGCCAAAGGCAACUACACCUAAAGCAACCACGCCCAAGGCAACUACACCUAAAGCAACCACGCCAAAGGCAACUACACCUAAACCAACCACGCCCAAGGCAACUACACCUAAACCAACCACGCCCAAGGCAACUGCACCUAAACCAACCACGCCCAAGGCAACUACACCUAAACCAACCACGCCCAAGGCAACUACACCUAAACCAACCACACCCAAGGCAACUACACCUAAACCAACCACGCCCAAGGCAACUACACCUAAACCAACCACAACCAAGGCAACUACUCCAAAACCAACCACGCCCAAAGCAACUACGCCAAAACCAACCACACCCAAGGCAACUACACCUAAACCAACCACACCCAAACCAACCACACCCAAGGCAACUACACCUAAACCAACCACGCCCAAGGCAACUACACCUAAACCAACCACACCCAAGGCAACUACACCUAAACCAACCACGCCCAAGGCUACUACUCCAAAACCAACCACGCCCAAGGCAACUACACCUAAACCAACCACACCCAAGGCAACUACUCCAAAACCAACCACGCCCAAAGCAACUACACCUAAACCAACUACUCCAAGAGCGACCACCCCUCCGAACGAACCUCCAUCUGGUUACACGUUGAACAAAGCGGCAACUUGGAUAACGUGCUCUGGUAAGAAAUUCGUGCCAUCAACAAUUGAUUUCUCCGAGAAACUUCACCCUCUCCAUAAAUUCCUUGUACUCCGGCCCAGCUGUGGGGGAGGAUCUGACAUAAGGGCUCUCCCUGCCCGGCUGAAAGUGUAUCACACAGGGACGGCGAAGAAAUGCCUCUUCCUGGUCAAAGGUUCAAGCUAUACAAUACAGGUUGACGUCCUUGCAUACGGUGCACGCUCUAUCGGUCGACUUGAUUUCUCGUGUCCGAUACCUCUUGCACCAACAUCGCCCCCGCCGAGUAUCUUCCCACCAUACCCACUCAGAAUUAUCUCCAACCUCAUUCAGGAGGUAGACAUUGACUGCAGCCAGAACGACUCCAUCACCGCAAACUUACUUCCCCAAAGGUCGAGAGUCGUAGUAGCUUUGAAAUGUCAGGACUCCACCAAAACCUUUGUCGUCAAAAAUACACCAGUCGCAGUCACCGUCUGGAAGAAGGGCGCAGAUACGCAGUCGAAGUGUGUUUUCAGAAAUGAUCAUGGCAUACAACCUGGCUCUCGGGUGCCAAGGCUAAACGUUCCCGUGGUCUUUUUCAAGUGGGCCGAUUUUAGUUAUCUGGGCACCGGUAGCAUUGAACCCUGCAACGAAAACCCGAGCAAGUACAUACUGGAUGUUAGCUCUCACUGCGGAAGGUCGACGUCAGACGCAACGUGGGUCACGGGAAUAAGUGACGUUGACGCCGAGUUCCAAGCUGUUUGCAAGUCGGGAAAGGUCUUCAAAUUCAACAACGUCAACGGCGACCGCGUCAACUACAGCCUGCCUGUCUAUUUCACAGGGAAUGCCGCGUCAAAAUGCAUCUUCAAUAGGAGAGGAAAUUCCCAAGUUUACGUCAUCACGGUGAAAGCAAGCUGGGGCGAGGGCAGCAACUUGAUCCACCAAAGCAACAGGGAAUAUCAGGUGACGUGCGUUUAUGGCAGCAGAGGUUCCGACGACACUCAAGUUCAGAGUAUAUCUGACCGGCUGAUCGCGGCCAAGUCCAUGCAGGAGAACAAGGGCCCGGACAGUAAAUUCAUUAUUAGACUGGACAUUGUGGAUGUCCUGGGCGUGCCGGUCACCUUCAUGCCACAGGGAAGGAAGGUCAAGUUGAGAGCCGUGGGUCGAGGUCAAGGACGAGAAGUUGGCCUCAAGACUAUCGGAUGUGACGCCAUUGGGACGACGUCGAAUGCCAGGUACGCCGUCAUUAGGGGAGGGUGUGGUGACGGGCUGAUUUUCAAGAAGACUGAAGGAUUAACAACAAGAGGACUCACAGCCACCAGCCCAUACUUCAAGGUCUUCGCUAUGCGCAAUGACAAUCUGCUGAAGUUCGAAUGUAAUUUUACAAUGUGCGCCAGCAACUGUGACGGCAGUUCCUGCAGCAAUGGUAGACGACGACGUGAUAUUUGGGAAGGCGACUCCCAAAUUCAGCAAGCACACUCACGGAUCAUCAGAGUCUUGUGAUUGUGUGAAAAGCGAGAAUUACUGUUACCAAAAAGUCAUUAAAGUCGGGAAAGGAA
Messenger RNA from Haliotis rufescens (red abalone), 5068 nucleotides. RefSeq names its product mucin-2. The transcript is spliced from 4 exons. NCBI's taxonomy places the organism in Eukaryota, Metazoa, Mollusca, Gastropoda, Lepetellida, Haliotidae. The record is from RefSeq and is a predicted model, not a curated record. Bases 84 to 5012 code for a protein of 1642 amino acids.